Messenger RNA from Apis mellifera (honey bee), 8344 nucleotides. RefSeq lists its product as uncharacterized. Gene Ontology annotation, biological process: protein dephosphorylation. NCBI's taxonomy places the organism in Eukaryota, Metazoa, Arthropoda, Insecta, Hymenoptera, Apidae. Bases 1200 to 4922 code for a protein of 1240 amino acids. Gene Ontology annotation, molecular function: calcium ion binding; protein phosphatase regulator activity. The transcript is spliced from 12 exons. Gene Ontology annotation, cellular component: protein phosphatase type 2A complex. The record is from RefSeq and is a predicted model, not a curated record.
UAUUAUUCGACGUGACUUCGAGAUGAAUAGAGCGCGCGUAUAGCUCCAAGCAUCGGACAGAGAGUUGUCGCUCUUUUCUGUCGCGCUGCCGCUCAGUCGGUGUCGCGCGAUCGUGCAACGCGUAUCGACGAUUCACGCUCGUCCUAUAUCUCUUGGGAUUAUUUCUUUUGUUCGCGAAUUUUAACCCCUUCGUUGUGCCACUGGUGUACACUGUGGAAUUUUAAACUUUUACGAGGAAAGUGGAUCACGCGAAUCGGAAGGGGAAAAAAAUCAAAGAAGACUCGAUAAGUUCGGAACACAAGUUUCGAAUGAGAGAUCUCGAGGAUCUACGAGAGGAGAGAAAAAAAAAAUUUGUAAAUUUUUGCUCUCAGUGCGGAGUGAUGUGAUUCGAGCGUGGAUUUUAGAAAAGUGGACGAAGUAUUACCUCGAUGCCAACUUUAUUUUUAACCCUUUGAAAGCGGCGGUUGAAUGGGAGAGCCGCGUCACGAAACGGAGAUAUUCUAUUAUAUCUGAAUGGAGGAAGCGCGUCCGCGGUUUGGAGAAGGAAGAUAUCGAAAGAUUCAAAGGAGCACGGCGGAACUUCUUUUUUUUUUCUUUUUUGCCUCGUGUUUAAAAAAAGCCUUUUGUCCGUUUAUUAAUUAAUAGUCGCUAUUGUUCCCACUCGAUAAACGUUGGACAAUUUCGAGUCUGAAAUUUCGAGCGAGGAAUUAGCAAGAUCGCGGUGUCAGAUGCUCGCGUGGUGUACAUCGAGGAACGCGAAGAUGUAGCUCGAUCGACCGUCGCCAUCGCGUGAUCAUCAAGAAUCGAAUACCACCGCGGUAACAGUGGACAUACUUAUCUAUAAUUAAACUAUAUAAUGCUGACAGUGUACCCCGAACGUGAACAUUUACUCUCGCGUUGAAUACCAGUUGACCAGUUUGAAUCUCUGCAAAGAGCAAACAACGAUCUACCUCGUAUUCGACGCCUGCUAAAAUAAUACUCGGCUUUCGAACGUUGGAAGAAAGGAUCGGUCGUUGAAAAAAAAAAAAGAAAGAAAGAAAGAAAAAAGAAAAAGAGAAAGGAAAAGAGAAAGAAGAGGAAUAAUAAGAAGGAAUCGGAGGAUGGGGGGACACGCGGAGGGAGCGAGGAUCGCGUGGUCAGUGGCACGGCUUCCGUCGUGGCCGUGGAGAACGAGAUUCUUAGGCCAGCUGGCCUGAGAUAUGCCAGCAGCAACAGACCUCGUAAUCACGGAACAAUCGAGAACGAUAUCAUCCUCGUCAUCGUCAUCCUCCUCCUCAUCGUCAUCGAGAACGGAAACGGCGGUAUCGAGGUGUUCUGGGGGUGUCGCUGGCCGACAGCUGGCGGUAGAGAUCGAGACGAUCGAGCGCCGGGUCUGCGCGACCCGACGCGACCUCUUCGUGCCCGUGACCGUCGACCCUCGGCCCAGCCGGGCCGUCCACUGUCCCGAUCUAAACGCCUGUUUGGUGAACGAGUCCCGAUCUGGCCACGACCAGGUCGACUGCCAGGCGAUUCACUUCGGUUACGCGAUCCCCGUGAACGUGGUCCCCCUGGGAACCGAUCCACGGCUCGCCGAGCUCGUCUUGGACCACUCGACCGAGUUGAGCAGACGUGCGGCGAGCUUCCUGCUUGAGCACCAUCCCCAGCUGCGCCAGCAGCGGCAGACGCAGCAGGAACGUUGUCCAAGCAUGGCGGCAACCGCGAAGCACGAUCUGCGACAGAAAUUCCCGACGGACACCUCGACGUCCGGUGACGAGGACAUCGCGGCGAUCGCGAAACAGAUCAGCGACCACGCGGAGGCCAUCUAUCAGACUUGGAAGAGUCGUGGGCUAGCCCCUACCGAGAUAUUGAACUGCCACAGCAAUGCCACGGCAGCGGACAAGUUCGGAAGCGCUCUCACGCCGAGCUCCGCGAAUUCGAGCAGCGCCAACAGUACUGGGAAAAGUUCGCCGACGAGCGGCACACCGGCCACGGCGGCGGUUGAUAUACUGAGCCAAACGCCGAAUCUCGAUAACGGAAAUUUGGAGAAGCUGGUGAACAAUUUCGUGGUGGAGGACAAAGCUAGGUUAGCCGCGUCGAGGCAGAGGUCGCCGUCCAAGACUCUACCCUCGUCGAUACAGUUCGCGCUAGAGAAGUUCGAGAAGAACUCGAUGCAGCAACAGCAGCAACAAUCGCAGACCUCUCCGUUGAAGAGCGGUAACGUCGGUGGCAGCGGUCAGGGGAAGGCGAAGCAAGCGACUAUCCUCCUGUCCCCGACUUCCCCGUUCACGAACAAACCUUCGCAGAUAGUGAAGCCUCAGGUUUCCCCGAAAACGCCGGGCGCGCAUCAUCGGGAAGUGUUUUUGGAAACUAUAGAGACCACCUUUCCCGCGGAUAUCACGCCGUCGAAGAUCGUGGUGCAGCAAAAGAGGCCAACGAGUACGGUCAUCACCUCUCCCACCGCUUCCUCCAACCUCGACGAUUCUUCCACGAAUUCAGGUUUGACCACUUGGCCCCUGAAGAACAAGUUGAACGACAAUAAAAGAAUAACGGAUCCUUGUAGAUCCUCGCCGCAACAGGAGGGCAAAUCGUUGACGAGCAAGGAGGAAAAGAGGAACAGCGGUUCCAAUUCGAGCGCGUACCUGGACGAGGUUGCACGCGAGGAGGAAAGACUGAUAAACGCCCUGAAGACGGGCUCGGUGAUCACGGAGGAGCCCGUGGAGAGGACGGUGCCCCUCACUCGUCAGAAACCCGCGAUCAAGAGGGAGAAACCGAAGGUGGAGCCCGUUAAACCGAUAAUCAUCGGCCACAAUCAUCAUGGAGGGGGCCUGGUCCCCGCUUCCGCCACCAUGGUGAACAACGUGACGUCCAUCGGGACACAGGGAACCAAUCCCGGUGCGACGUCAGACGCGAAAUCUCUGAGCAAGGAUGAUCUGUCCAACAUGUCGGUGGUGGAUUACGCGAAAGUGAGAUACAGAGCGGCUCAGCAAAAUCCUCCGACUCAGCAGAGGUUGGAGGAGCAGAGAACGAACAACAACAGUUUCAAUUCCACGGAGCAGUUAGUGUCUACCACGAGGUCUAAAUUCGAAACGGAGAUACAAAAGGACAAGGAAGCGGGUAAAGAGGAAAAGGAUCCUGUCACGUCUAGAUGGGGCCCUAGAAUCAAUUCGCCUAGGCCAAGAAUCGAGCAAGUACCUCAUCCGGAAUUGACCACCCAACAGAAGCAGCAUAUCAGAGCUGCCGCCGCGACUGGAACCGGGAACAAUCCUAUCAGACCGUUUUUAACCAGGGGAUCGGUCGCCGAACGCGUUUUGAUCUUCGAGAAGUGCCCGAGUGAGCUGUUGCUCGACAAACGAGGGCCACGUCAACCGGCCAUCAACACUUGGAGAACGGGACACGAGGUUCAAAACAAGGCUCAGACGUACGCGAAAGACAAGACACAGCAAAAGAGCUUGCCACCGCACACGACACUCCAGAGGCACGUGAAAGCGAACAGAAACGUUCACAUACCACGAUUUUACUUUCCCGGAGGAAAACCUUUGCCGUUAUCGCAAGUGGAGGCAACUGUCGCGAGGAUCACCGCCGCUUUUCAAGCUCUUCCCGGCCACCGUGCGUCUCGAGCCCAAUUUCACACCAUUACAAAGGCAUGCGACUUGCCACUCUAUUGGAAAGUGCCGCUUUUCCUCGCGGCUGGCGGAGAUCAGACCGGCUACGUUGAGAUGAACGCGUUCCUUGAUUUUUGGAAGGAAGAAAUAUCGAACACCCACCACGACGCGGCGAGCAAGUUUAUUCGAAUCACAACCCGGGGCCAGAGGAACAAUAUACUGCCGGAGGAUUUGAUACCCCUGGUGCAAGACGUGGUCGAGACCCAUCCCGGUUUAACUUUUCUCAAAGAGGCUACUGAGUUCCAUUCACGCUACGUACACACGGUGAUCGCUAGGAUAUUUUACUGCGUGAAUCGAAGCUGGAGCGGAAGAAUUUCCGUGGCGGAGUUGCGAAGAAGCAAUCUCCUCUCUGUGAUCGCGAUCCUCGAGCACGAGGAAGAUAUCAAUCAAGUAACAGCUUACUUCAGCUACGAGCAUUUCUACGUGAUCUACUGCAAGUUCUGGGAGCUCGAUCGUGAUCACGAUCUUUUCAUCGACAAGACGGAUCUCACGAAACAUAACGAUCACGCUCUUUCCAAACGUAUGAUCGCGAGAAUAUUCAGUGGUGCGGUGACCAGGGGUGGCGUGAAAAGCGGAAACGGCGUCCAACAGUCCCAGGAUAAAAUGAGUUACACGGAAUUUGUGUGGUUCUUGUUAAGCGAAGAGGAUAAAAACCAUCCGACAGCUAUCGAAUAUUGGUUCAGGUGCAUGGAUCUCGAUGGUGAUGGAUAUUUGUCCAUGUACGAAUUGGAGUAUUUUUACGAAGAGCAAUUGCAUCGCAUGGAGGCGAUUGGAUUGGAGACGUUACCUUUCGAGGAUUGCCUUUGUCAGAUGUUAGAUAUGAUCAAGCCGGAAAAAUCUGGGAAAAUAUCUCUAAGCGACUUGAAAAAGUGUAAAAUGACUUCAAUCUUCUUUGACACGUUCUUCAACCUCGAAAAGUACCUGGAUCACGAGCAGAGAGAUCCCUUUGCAUCUGCCAGAGAACACGACCCUGAUGGCCACGAGCUGUCAGACUGGGACCGAUUCGCGGCAGAGGAGUACGAAUUGUUGGUCACCGAGGAGAGUGGUAACGAACAAAAUGAGCAAAUGCCAAACGAUUCCAUAUCGGAGGAUGCGUUUUCUCCAAAUUUGGAGAUUCUGGAUGGUGAAUCCGUGGACAUAGUUCAAGGCGCAGAUAUCCAAUUUAAAGGAUAUUCCGAUGAUAUAUCUACAAUUAAUCCAUUGGACUCUAUUCAUCAGCAGUCGAAGAACCAAUAUUAUGACAGUGGUGAUAGCGACGAUUAUGCUGAGAGUGAUAAUUGAAUAAAUAAGGGAAAGUUGAACGUUAUUCAGGAAAGAGAAAGCAAAGAAAGAGGGAAAUUAUCUCUAGACGGAAUUUAGUAGUUUAAAUGCGUAGUUGUUUUCUAUGUAGUAAGAGUGUCGUGUAAUCUUUUUGUGAACAGUCGUAUAUUAUGAUAAAAUGUUUCUCGGCGAAUUAUUCGAUACGAAUCCAUUCGGUGAUCUAGUCUGAACGAUUUCUUUAAAGUACAAAAACAUUCAUGAAUAAUUGAUAUAUCCUAUCUUAUAUUUAAAUAUCACUUUAAAAAGAUACCGAUGAAAUAGAACUUUGGAUGUUUUUUUAGAUAUUGAACAAUUUUUAAUUGUUUAAAAAAAAAAUAACAAAAGGAAAAUAUCAUAGGAAACUCUUUGAAGCAGAGAAGCUUUGAUAUCACCGAAUCGAUCCGUAACUGUGAAUAGUAGUCGAGAAGAAGAUUCAGGCCACGGCACGACGAUGUGUGAUAAGCAAGCGUCAUUGUUCAAUCUCUUUAUGAUAUACAUAUUGUGUACUUCACGUUGUAAAUAGACAGUAAAUCACGAAUCCUUAUUUUUACUUAAUGCGAGAAAAUCACUUGAAAAAAAUGCGAGUCUUUCAAUUGCUGCAGCCAACCUUUAUAAAAAUCGAUUAAAAAUAGAAUUUCUAGAAAUUUAAAAAAAAUUCAAUCAGUUAAUUAUUUUGACAAAUUAUUUUCUUAUUUUAAUUCAAAAGGAGUAAUUUUUUAGUCUAAAAAAAAGACAAAGAAAAAAUUAAAUUGUUUGUAAGAACACGUUUCUCUAAAAGAAAACUUGUAGGCUGCAACAAAUGGAAAUUGCGUGUCAAAAGAUUCAUAAUCGUUGGAUUUGCGAGUAAGGGGUGUUAUUACUCUAUGUAAUCAUCUUGUAAGUCAUAGUGUUACACUGUACGCAAAAUAUUGCACGCAAGAAACAUUCAAAGGAUCGAGUGAGAUUGUAUCAGUAAAGUAUUCUUCCAAUUCGAUCCGUUAUAUUAAUAUUCAUAAAGCGGGGUGUAUCCUGUUUUUCGAACGUUGCAGACUAUGAUCUAUGAUUGCUGUUUCUUUUCCACGUGUUUGCAGGUAAUUUCUUAUGAAAUGAUGAAAACAAGCCAAAGAUGAGACGUGUUCCAUUACCUUCAACACGAAGGUACAAAGGAAAAUGAAGAAACAAAGAAACUAUGAAGAGCAGAUGCUGCUAUAAAUGAUGAAACGUCGUCCUUUCCAACUAAGUGACAUUUGUUUCGAGAUUCAAAGGGAUUUUGUGAAAUUUCCCUUUAAGUGUUGGACGAGUGGACAUGAUUUUUUAUAAGUUAAAGCUUUAUAGUGUUCUCCUCAAAACGAUGCAUUCUGAAUAUCAUUGUUUUUCUUCUUCCUCUUUUUUUUUUUUUUUUUUAAUCGAUAUUUUAUGUAAUUUUUAACUUGUUAUUAAGAAAUUAUUGUGGUUUAAAGUAUAUAAGUCUCCGAUGAUAAAUGUAAGGAGAUUCUAUUUUUAGAUUCCUUUUCGUUGGGAAAACACCAUGAAGAACGUAUGCGUUUCUAGACGAUUGUUGAAGAGCGUGUGGUGAGAUUUUGUUGAAAGUGUCUACUGCCACAGCAAAGGACUCUUAAAAACGCGGUUCGACUUAAUCUAAGUUACAACAUACAAGAAGAUCAGAAGUUGUACCCUCUUAUUUUUAAACAUCUCUUAUAUACGUUUUAAUUGUUACUGUUACUAUUAAUUGCUCAUCAGAUUUUAUUUCUGCGUGAAUUUUACGACUUGUUAUUUCAUUAAAUAAUAAUUAUACGACUGGUAUAUUGUUAUUUUUAAUUGAUAAAAAUGAAAGUACUCCGAGAGAUAUAGGGUACAAUUGAUUUACAAGAAUCCGCUUGAGCCGCCAAGACUGCUGGAAUGUAUAUAUUAAUUUCGUCUUCGAGAUUUAUUUUAACGACGUAUAUAUAUAAUAAUAUACUCUAGUCGAAAUGUGUGCUAUAAUUCACAUAAUGAAGACCACGUGUGAGAUGGCGAGUUAAUUUUAGAUCUAUUUCGUGUUAUUUGUUAAUUAAACAGUGUUAAAUUGCAAACAAUGUAAAUUGCAUUGGUGAAAAAUUCUUUGUCGUAAAGGAUAUUUAAUCCUGGACCAUACUACAAAUAAUCACUUUCAAUAUUAAGCUUGGAGAAAUUCUAGAGAAUUUAUCGAAAUAAAUUCAUAAAUAAUUCAAUGAUAAUAAAUACAUAUCGAAAAUCGCAUGGAAUGAUUGAAUGUUCUAUACUUAAAUAUUUGCAUUAAAAGAGAUAAUGCUCAGAUCGAUAUUUUUAAAAUAUAGUUAAAUUAUUCUUAUUGCUGUUACAUAUCUGUUCAAUUGAUUGUGUAAAUUAGCUGUUUUAAGAACCGCUUUUUAAACUGUCUAAUCGAAAAUUCGUGUUUGUCACGUUUCAAUAUUAAAAAUACGUGUUCCUUUACGUCGAUGAAUUUUCACGAUUAGCAAAAAGAAAUGAAUAAAAUGAUAAUGAAAUAGUUAUUCGAUAGGAAAAUCUCUUGCAAAAUCGAAUUCGUGAAUUUCGUCGCAACAUUUUUUAAGGAUAAAUAACCUUUUAUUUGGUAAUUUACUUAUUAAGUUAAUAUCAUACGAUAUUUGAUCAUUAAAAAAAGACAGGUUAUUUUUAAUGAAAAAGAAGAUUUAAAACUUUCAAUUGUAUUUUUAAGAAUGCAAAUAAAUUCAAGAGAUGAUUAUAAAUAAAACUCUCCAAAUAAAAGGUUGAUGUUUAAAGUUAUUUAAUUUAGUUAAUUUUUAAUAGAGCUUUCCAAAUAAAAGAUUGAUGUUUAAAGUUAUUUAAUUUCUCCAUUGCGUUAUCGCAACAAGAGAAUGGUUUUUUGCGAGUGAUCGCUUUUGUUGACUGUCCAAAGAUGUAACUAUUAACACUUACAGUAUAUAUCUUUUAUAUAGCUUAUAAUUUUUUAAAUAUAUAUAUAUGUAUACAUAUAUGUAUAUGUAUGUAUAUGUGCAUAUCAGUUGGUAAAAUUUCGUUGUGACAAUGUAAUGCGCAUCGAAUUUCUAUUGAAUGAAAAUUAGACGAGAGAGACGUCUGAUUAUGUUAUUAUUCGUCAUUGCAUUUGGCCAUGUUUUCGAUUGUUAUAUUUAUGAUAGGUUUAUCACUGUUCUAGAAAUCUGUUACGUGAUUUCUUAAAUCGAGCGCCGUCUCUCCAUGAUUUCGUAUUUUUUUUCGAAGAAAGAAAAAGGAACGAUCAUUAUAUAUCCUUUUUUUUCAUGAAAAAAUCGAAUUUAUGGUUAAUUUCGCAGACGCGAGCUUAGACAGUCUCGAUAAUUAGACUCACGUUACUAUUUACCCUACAUUUUUAUUUAUAUAUUUUAUCUGUGCAUGAGUAGACAAUUAAGGUAAUUUUGCAAGUUAAUAAAAAUGAAUGGUAAAAACUA